AUGUUGCAGUCGUUUGGGAUCGAACUUGUUGCUGGGCUGCAAUAUUUGCACUCCAAUAGCAUUUUGUACUGCGAUUUGAAGCCUGCGAAUAUUCUCAUUGACGAAUUCGGAUCACUUAAGCUGGCGGAUUUUGGACUGGCACGCCGCAUUCCAGGAAGUGAUGCAGCACCCGUACGACCACUUGCUCCAGGAUCACCUCACUAUAUGGCGCCUGAGUUAUUCCAGCAACCUGCAGUGCACAGCUUUGCGUCAGACUUUUGGGCAUUGGGCUGUGUAUUGUAUGAACUCAGAACAGGCCGGCAACCAUUUACACAUACUAACUUUUCAGAGUUGGCACGAAGGAUUCAAUCGGAAACGGUGGAAUUCCCAGUACCUGGAUGCGAAAUGUCGCCUGCAUUUUGCAAGCUAUUAGAGCGGUUAUUAGUGAAAGACCCUUAUCAGCGAAUCACCUGGGAUGAGCUAGUUGUUCACCCUUUUUGGGAUGGUUUACCUCGCAUCCAAAAUGUGGUGAUGCCUCCGCAGGAAAUAUUUGAUAGAAACUCGCCCGUGUGUGAGCAGGUUACCAGCAAUGACGGUUCAAAUGGUCUUGACAACCCUGAAGAACCUCACGACAACGGUCAUAUUAGCGAACGUGAAAAAGAUAGGGAUAAUGGUGACAGCAGCCUGGCUAAUGCAGAUGACGUUGGAGGGUUGCACGUGAAUGGAAUCGAGGAGACAACAACAGGAAACAAUUGUGAUGAUGAAACUCACUUCUCGGAUUCUGGAGAUUCAGAUGCGGAUCAGACACCAAAUGAAGCCACUCGCUUAGAUAUCACCUCAAGAGCCACUCAUGAUGACGUACGACCUGUCAGCGCGCCGAACUCACGAAUACGCGCUCUACCGGACAACAAUGAAGACCUCAACGAUGACCAGAAUGGUGUUUUGAACGAAGUCAGUCAACUGACUGAUAUCCGACAUCGCUGGAGAGCUGCUCACGCACCUCAUUCUGCACCUCCUGCUAUUCGGAACGCCCCAAAAAGGAGGAUAUCAAUAAACAACCUGUUCGAUCGAAGUGGCGUACCUGGCAGUGGGCUCCGCAAGAUAUCCAAGCUGGUUUUUACUGCUGCAGAUUGCCGUGUAAAGUCUAUCAUCGGAAAUAAAAACGUCCAGAUCGAAGACUUACCGCAGGUCCGUGCAGAUCUUUUCCGGUUCCCCCUCUUAGCUCCAGAAAAUCUACUAUCGUGCUCGGCUGAGGCUUUGGAGAAUCAGCUGAAAGAGAUCUACAUCAGUUUGAAGUUUUCUCACUCGGAUGACCAAGCGAAACUUAGUGUCAUGGCGUAUUUAUUCUCUCUCAGCUGCCACGCUCGACUGGCUCACGUGAUUGUGAAUAGCUCAAUUCUUAAGCUUUUGAUUCGAAUGCUGUCGCAUGAAGCCCGACUGGCUACUCCGAACAAGACCGUAAUUUCAAUGCUGUGUCUUGUGCUCGGCGUUCUUUUUCGAUUCGCUACCUUCAUUGCACCGUCUUCGCCGGAUCAAUUGCAGGUGCUUGUGAAGUUACUAUUGGAAGUUAUUGUCCGCCCUGAUGGUCUUGAAAACAAGAACAGUACCGACAUUCAAGGGUUACAACCUCGCCCUCUAGCUCUCGCGUGUCUUGGAGAAUUACUUUUUUACAUUUCAACACAACAAGAGUGGGAAUUACCGAUGGAAGGCGUGGACACUGUGCUUGCAUGUAUAGGAGAUACGAAUGUAGUACUCCGUUAUUAUGCGGUGAGGACGCUUGGCAAUAUGCUGAUUCAGUGCACAGAUUCCCUGCUAUCCCGACUGAUUAGCGAGAAAAUUGUGUUGACGUUAAUGCGAGGCCUGCUGCAACACGCGACCUCGGUGUCAGAAGAUGAAAAUGGAGAGUUAAACGUGGCUAUCGCGCUGCGAACAGCUACAACUGAGGCGCUAGCGCAGGUGUUGCGACAUGUUCGCACUCCGUCUUCAACUGCGAGUCUUUCGUCUCGGUUGAAGAGAUCGAUAAUGCUGUUCUUUGCCAAACCGGACAUCCUUAAUGCAGUGUGGCGAGGCGUGGAAAGUAUGAAAGAAUCUACCGAGCUGGCGAUCGCAUCGUUGAACAUUAUAAACUCAUUUUUGGACAUGAAGCUUGGUACUGAAAGAGAAGCAGAAGCGGCUGCGAUCAAGUCAAGCCGCACGUUGCUGCUGGAACGUGUCGUGGCGUUCCCGACAAUAUGUAAAGUUUUGGAGAUUGAUACGAGCACGAGAGGAGAUGAUGUUGAUGACGAUAGUCUUUCUACGUUGCGAGCGAAAGGAUUGGUCAUGAUCCACUUGGGUGUACAGUUGAAUCGCAGCUUUCUACUCUCAUUUGUGCAGUAUGAAUCCCUAAAUAUUGUGGAAAAAGUGAUUGACCCCAUCGCUGACCAGCUCUGUGAAGAUGAAAACAAUCCCGGGUCAAUAUCGCCGGAAAAGAAGCUAUCUGCAUUUGAAAUGUACCUCGCGCAGUGUGCGAUGAAUGUGUGCAAGCUGUCGAUUCGAAUGGCUUUAAAACUCGGAGCAGUGUGCUUCUCUACGCCUGAAAAUGGUGAUGGUGAGAUCACGAGUAGCAACAACACAGAGAAUCGAUCCCCUAGGAUAUCGCCAAUCCCGUUCCAGCUUUUUGGUGGACUGCUACACAAUCCAAACUGCCGACAACAAUUGUUAAACUAUUUCGUGGCAAACGACAGCAAGCAGUACACGUUCUUCCUACGCCUGAUGGCCAAGUUACUUACGUCGUUUCCUGAUGAGAUUUUGGUCAUACCAGGGAGCACUGAUAAAACGACUGUAGCUCGAUAUGUGUCGGAGAUUUUAGUGGACUUGUUCGAACUCGCAGCUAAGGAGACGAACGAUAUUGUGUUAGUGGAGAAGCAAAUGCUGUUCACUCAGUUGUUACCUGCUAUUGUAAAGCAUGUAAAUGGAGAAUCUGAGGGUGCUGCGGUGAAUUGUCUUCGGAUCCUUCACGUUGUCCUGCUGGAUUUCGACUACGAUGAUGACAAUGGUGACUACGAGUUUUUCGAUCCAUUCGUUCGAUCGAUACUUUUCCCCCAUCUUAACACGUUGUUCAGGAGUCCGAUGGGUGUGGUCGAAGAUGUUUGGAGCUUGUCAAGUGAAUUAAUGUUUGGCUUACUCUCUAGUGACUCUUCUCUCCUUGGAGAAGUAGAGGACUUGAACAUUGUACCCACGGUUAUGAGUUUAUUACAGGUACCGGACGAGUUCCAGUCGCUACCUUCACAUGCUACGCAACUCGUCCAAAUGCUUCUGGAUUCCGCUGAUGUACGCUCGGAAUUACUGUACGAGUCAGGCAUAACAAGGAGUGUGGUUACUGGAUUAAUAUUCGCUUCGAAACACAAAGAGCAAGAUGGAAAUCUGCUAGAUUUGUCGAUAAUCCUGCUGAAUUUGCUUCACCACCAAUUCGAAAAAAACCGACAAUCAGGACGAUCACCAGCUCCAGCGGGGUUUCAUGAGCUGGUUGCUUGUGGGCCGUUGAUGCUUCAGUUUUGCACUUCGAGCGACGUUGAUCGUAAAAUGAAUGGACACUCCGAAUACGUAGCACCCGAAAAGGAUACUGCAAAGAGUCGAACGAAUGAUGAACUCGCGGAUGUAGCCUCCCGUUGCCUCGUCUUCCUGUCGCAGAUAUUUGGCGAGCAGUUGAAUGGCGUAUUUUUUUCUCAAAGCAAGAACGUUCCCUCGGGUUUUAACGAUUCCGAUCUGAGUUCGCUUUCGAGAUGCCUGGAAGGCAACAUGAAUGGAAUCAUUCUGCUACGCGUGCUACAUACACUGAAAACUUGCCUUCGCUGUGAAACCAAAAGGUACCAAGUGAGUAACUGGUUUGCUGAGCACAGAAACGUUCUCAGCACUGUGGAGGCUUUGGCUACUCAAAAGCAGACUUCUCGGUUGGAUGGAGCUGUAAGCGAAGCUGAAAAUCACCCGAAUCGUCCAUCGAUAGGAGAGCAGAUAUCCAAGACUGCGGCAUCAAUCAUGCGACUCUGCCGUACUACAGACGUACGAUGA
Molecule: messenger RNA, 4026 nt
Organism: Phytophthora nicotianae INRA-310
Lineage: Eukaryota; Oomycota; Peronosporomycetes; Peronosporales; Peronosporaceae
Product: ULK protein kinase
Exons: 9
Coding region: 1-4026 (1341 amino acids)
Biological process (GO): cytokinesis by cell plate formation; phragmoplast assembly; protein phosphorylation
Molecular function (GO): ATP binding; protein kinase activity; microtubule binding
Source: RefSeq, a predicted model, not a curated record